Molecule: messenger RNA, 885 nt
Organism: Ustilaginoidea virens
Lineage: Eukaryota; Fungi; Ascomycota; Sordariomycetes; Hypocreales; Clavicipitaceae
Exons: 1
Coding region: 1-885 (294 amino acids)
Source: RefSeq, a predicted model, not a curated record
AUGCCGGGAUUCCUCCCCGACGAGCUUAUGGAGCUGCAACUCGCGCAGAUCGACCUGCUCGUGGCUAUGUUUCCGGGGCAAGACCCAACCUGGCUAGAUGAGUCCUCGUCGACAUGGCUCAACGCCUUUCGAGACCUGCACAGCGGCCGCAUUCCCGCUCUGCCACCCGAUGCCCCGUCCGCCGUGUCCCUGCUUCUCACCUGCCCAGUCACCUGCCAAGCGGAUGGCAGGCACCGGAGCCCAGAGACCAUCCAGCUGGACAUUACCGUCCCCUUUACGCACGACGGCGACGCAGACGAACCCCCGCACCCGAGGGUACGUCUGGUCCAACCAGGGUGGAUGAGCAAGGCAGAGGCCGCGGCGCUCGCGGCCGACGUGCCCGAAGACGAGGACGUGUUCGCCACGAUUGAGCACAUCAGAGAAGCUGCGUCGCGCCAGCUGUCAUGGCCGCCACCCCGAGAGAGCCGGGGCCUGGAGCAGCGAGAGGAGGCGCAGACGCUGUCCAGGAUAUGGUACUACUUCCCGUCGAUAAGCACGCGCUCCAAGCGCGACGACAUUGUCAGGUACGCGCCCGCCUACAACCUGACGGGGUUCCUGCUGUCGGGAAAGCCGGGGGUGCUGUGUCUGGAGGGCGCAUCGGACAGCGUGGACGCCUACAUCAAGUUCAUCAAGACGGAGAGUUGGAGCGACAUCCCGGCCAGUCAUAAAAAGGUGAGCGAGCGGUUCAGGGAGCGGGGCGUCACGAGGGCGUUUGGGGACAUGCGGGAGAUUACGGAUGCGUUGGACAAGAGGGGCGAGAGGGCAAAUAGGGCGGAUAUGAAGCUGCUGGAGGCGUGGCUGGUGGAGCGAGGGCUGGGUGAGGCAUUUAUGAAGGUGUUGACCUGA